This is a messenger RNA of Pomacea canaliculata, 3433 nucleotides long. RefSeq lists its product as uncharacterized. The transcript is spliced from 15 exons. Lineage: Eukaryota; Metazoa; Mollusca; Gastropoda; Architaenioglossa; Ampullariidae. The record is from RefSeq and is a predicted model, not a curated record. The coding region runs from base 262 to 2463 and encodes 733 amino acids.
GAGAAAAGAAAAAGGAAGGGGACAGACGACAAAAAAGUAAGACUGGCGGCGGACUGAGCGAGCGAAGGUUCUGCUCUGGAAUGUGUUGAACAUACAGGUGCAUUUGACUACUGGUACUUUCACAAGGGUUAUCUUGAUCAUCCACAUCCAUCACCCCUUUAUUUAGUAUUGUUUGGAAGUGCUUUACCCACCCUCUUCACUGAUUUGGUCCACUACAGGCUGUCUUCUGUAUCUCCUCAUUACCUCCCUUGGUGGAUACAAAUGCUGCGAUUCUUCUUUUUUCUCCUGUGCGUAUCUCCUUGUGUCGUGACGAAGGAUACAGGAAGAUGCCAAGGCGAAGACUGCGAGGUAAGCAAGUGGCACAAUUUAAGAUGCACGACAGAUGACGACUGCAAUGAGCCACACGCCUUGUGCUAUGAACACCUGUGUCGGUGUGAACCCGGGUACUUCUAUACAACACAUGAUACGUGUACUAUCACAUGCAGCACAGACGAGUUCCACGACACCUUUACAGAGUACCCAGACAGUGCUAUAGGUGGAAACCUCUUUGAAAGCAUGGACGGACACAGUCUGAAAGGCUGCAAGGACCAGUGCAUGUAUGACAUUGACAAGCGUUGUCUCACAGUUGAUUUCAAAGCCGAUGGAGGUCUCUGUCGGCUUCAUAGUGUCACCGCUCAUGAGUCUCCCUCAGACUGGACUCCUAAGAUGAGUAAAGGCUGGACCCACUACCAGAUAUCCUGCAAUUCCACUUUUGCCUCACACCAUAACUGGUACAACUUACUGUGUCACACCAAAGUGAACUGUCCUGACCCAAACAGCGAUUGUUUGUCAGGCAGAUGCCAGUGUCCUUUAGGCUUCAAGUUCAUAGAAACCAAGAAGAAGUGUGUUGCUGCAAGCGUGCUAAGCAAGUGGCACAAUGUAAGAUGCACGACAGACAACGACUGCAAUGCGCCACACGCCGUGUGCUUUGAACACCUGUGUCGGUGUGACCCCGGGUACUUCUACACAACACAUGAUACGUGCACUAACACAUGCAGGAUGGACGAGUUCCAGGCCUCCUAUACAGAGUACCCAGACAGCACUUUAAGUGCAAACCUCCUUGAUGGCUCGGAUGGAAUCAGUCUGAAAGACUGCAAGGACAGGUGCAAGGCUGAAAAGCAUUGCUACACCUUUGAUUUCAAAGCCAAUGGAGGUUUCUGUCGGCUUCACAUUAUUGCCGCUCAUGAGUCUCCCUCAGACUGGAAUCCUAAGACGAGUAAAGGCUGGACCCACUACCAGAGAAUCUGCCAGUCCACUUUUGCCUCACGCCGUACCUGGAACAACUUACUGUGUCUCACCAAAGUUAACUGUCCUGACCCAAACAGCCAUUGUUUGUCAGGCAGAUGUUUAUGUCUUUUAGGCUUCAAGUUCAUAGAAUCCAAGAAGAAGUGUGUUGUUACAACAUGCAACACAGACGGGAUUCGGGAGACCUUUAGAGAGUACCCAGACAACUCUAUACGUGGAAACCUCCUUGAUAGCUCGGAUGGAAUCAGUCUGAAAGACUGCAAGGACAGGUGCAAGGCUUACAAGCGUUGUUUCACCUUUGAUUUCAAAGCCGAUGGAGGUCUCUGUCGACUUCAUAAUGUCACCCCUCAUGAGUCUCCCUCAGACUGGACUCCUAAGACGAGUAAAGGCUGGACCCACUACCAGAGAUCCUGCAAGCCCAUGUUUGCCUCACGCCCUACCUGGGACAACUUUCUGUGUAACAACAAGAAAGACUGUCCAGACCCAAACAGCGAUUGUUUGUCAGGCAUAUGUCAGUGUCUUUUAGGCUUCAAGUUCAUAGAAACCAAGAGGAAGUGUGUUGCUGCAAGGUCAUGUCUAGACUGGCAGGACAAAGGUGCCAAAAGUGGUGUGUACACCAUUCGGCUAAUAAUCAGCAGCAAACCUCGAAGGGUGUGGUGUGACAUGGAGUCUAGCGGCGGCGGCUGGCUGGUGUUCCAGAGACGUCGCGACAACUCAGUUGACUUCAGCAGAAACUGGACAGAAUAUCUACAAGGUUUUGGUGACAUCUCUGGAGAUUUCUGGCUGGGCCUGACCGCGAUUUACGAACAGACAGAUUAUAUAUAUUGGAGCCUGAGAGUGGACUUCAGAGAUGGGAGUGGAGAACGUCGCUACGCUGAGUACAAGAAUUUCUCUGUAGCCAGCAACUACAAACUUUACGUGUCCGGCUACUCGGGUGACGCAGGAGAUGGUUUGGGACCUAGUAAAUACAGAGAGUUUUCAACCUAUGACCGAGACACGUACGGCUGUGUCAGGACACGUCACAGCGCCUGGUGGUACCCGGAUGGCUGUGGCAGCACUUACCUCAACAGCCCUCGUGCAAGCGACAAUGUUUGGGGUAACUUCAGCAACCUGCAAUUCUCGGAGAUGAAGAUGAAGCCACUCUCUGGGCCAACACUUGGAUUUAAUUCGCGCCUCUGACGUUCUCACAGAUGAAGAUGAGGCCAGAGUGACACCACCUUGUCUCCUGUACCCACUGCUUACACCGCCAGUCUACAGUCCACUACAUGUUCAACGGAUGAUGUCAGCUCAGUGUAGAUUAAUUUUUCACAAUAUUCUACCAUCUCAACCUCGUGCAGACUACUGUACUUUAAUUGUUUAUUUUGAUUAUAUUACCUUGUGAUUCUAUUAUACAUGUGUUGUAUCAUUUCUUUCAGAUUUGGAUUUGCUUGGAUAAACUAACAUGUUUGAAAACAUAAAUAUAAGUUUAAUUAAUUAAUUAAUUCAGCAGUUUAUUGUGCCUAGGUUGUAGUAAACGUGUAAUGAACUGUCGCUAUGCACCUAUUAGCUUAUGAAAUGUUGGCAGUUGACAGUGUGAAAAAGAUAAACAUCCGAGAGUUUGAUUUUCAAAAUUAUGCAGAAACACGGAUACUGAUUGCAUCAAACACUGAUGCUCAUUAUUUCCUUACUGACGAUAACUGAACAUGACUCAGAUUGUUACAUUCUUUAAUUGUUUGGUAUUAAAAAGUGUUUAAGUUUAUUUUGUAUUAUGUGAAACUUUACCAUAUCCUUGAGUUUGCUUUAUUUAAGCAAAAAUUGACAUUUUCACAAACAUAUGAACGAAGCAUGCUUUUCGUAAAAACAAAUAUAGCUAUUGCGAAGAAUGAACAGAUAUUUUCAUAAAAGCAAUUAAAAUUAUAAGUAGUAUUGUUAGUAUUUGCCGCUUUGACUAAAUGUGAUAACAUCACUAUGUACUCAAUGUUACCUCCCCUUUAACAUAAUGGUAACAGUAGUUGAUACUUCACAUCUCUUACUUAAUUGUACAAAACAAAUUUCUUUUACAAUAUUCGAGUAAGAGGGACGUUUCGAGCCCUCAUUGAUAUUCUCCACCUUCUUCUACGGGGUGUUGAUGUAGAACUAUUGAUAAGUAUUUAAUAAGUAUUUGUCAUAA